GGUGGAUGUCCACCGCGAUCUCGGUGGAGCAGCAAGAUGUGUAUGCGUCGCGGCUCAAGCGAUGCGGCGAGACCAGAGAUCUCGUCGAGGGCCGCCGGAUCCACGCCCAUGUUAUCGACAACGGCCACUUCUCGGACCGCUACGUCUCCAAUCUGGUGGUGGACAUGUACGGAAAAUGCGGCAGCGUGGAGGAGGCACGCCGCGCCUUUGAUUCCAUCGCGGCGCCGAAUCUCUUCUCUUGGAACAUCCUCAUUGCCGCAUAUGCCCAGAACGGGCAUUUGGGCGAAGCGCGGCGGCUCUUUGAUUUCAUGCCCGAGAAGAACGCCGUGUCCUGGAAUGCAAUGAUCACUGCGUAUGCGCGGAAUGGUCAAGCUAGCGACGCCAAAGUGAUCUUCGACGCUAUGCCAAGACCCACUGCUGUCUCUUGGAAUGCCAUGAUCGCAGCAUAUGCCAAGAACGGGCAUCUGGAGGAUGCUCGGACAUUGUUUGAGGCGAUGCCAUGCCCGAACCUUGUGACUUGGAACACAAUGCUCGCCGCUUACUGUGAAGCCGGGGAUAUGGAUCAAGCUCACGUAAUGUUCAAGAGCAUGCCCACGCCGGACGUAGUUUCGUGGACUACCAUUCUCUCCGCAUAUGCCUCGAGGGGUGAUCUUGGUGAGACAAAGGCCGUGUUUGCAAGUAUGCCGCGGAAGAACGUUGUUUCGUGGACAGCGAUGCUGAAAGCAUACAUACAAGCUGGUGAGAUUGAUAAUGCGAGACUACAUUUCGAGAUAAUGCCCGAUAGAAACAUCGUGUCGUGGAAUGCAAUGGUUGCAGCAUAUGCCCAACAUGGAAACUUGAGAGAAGCGAGAGCACUGUUUGAUAGCAUGGCGAAAAAGGAUUCCGCGACCUGGACGACGAUGGUGGUCGCGUACGCGAGCGCAGGCCAGCUGAAAGAGGCAAUGGAUCUCUUCAAUCAGAUGCAACAGCGAGAUGUAGUAUCUUGGACUGCAAUGCUCACGGCCUAUGCCCAAGACGGACAGCUGAACAAAGGGAGGGAAUUGUUCGAUAGUAUGCCUCACAGGAACGUCGUGUCGUGGAACGCGAUGAUCGCCGGCUACGCUCAAAACGGGAACCUGACAGAAGCAAGGGUCCUGUUCGAUCGAAUGCCGGUAAAGAGUACCGCUUCGUGGAACGCUGUGGUAACCGCGUAUGCCCAGGCCGGAGACAUGGAGGAAGCCCGAGCUCUGUUCGAGAGAAUGCCUUCCAGGAACACUGUGUCGUGGAACACGGUCAUCACUGGCUACUCGCAGCAAGAACAGCAAGAGAAAGAGGCGGUGAGGCUGUUCCUCAGGAUGGACCUGGAAGGCGCUCGUCCCGACGAGAUAACUUUCGCGUGCGUGAUCGACGCGUGCGCGAGCUCCUCGUCGCUACGAGAGGGCCGGCAUUUGCACGAGGAGGUGUCGAGCAGCAGCGAUGUGGCGAGAGACCCCGUGGUGUGGAACUCGCUCAUCAACAUGUAUGGAUCUUGCGGGAGCCUGGGAGAAGCUCAAGCGCUCUUCGACGCCAUGGCCAACAAGAACGUCGUGUCGUGGAACGCAAUGCUUGCGGCGUACGCGGGCGCCGGGGACGAGCUCCAGGCGCUGGAGCUGUUCGGGAAGAUGGAUCACGAAGGCUUCCGUCCCGACGCAGUGACUUUCAUCGUCGUUCUCGCAGCUUGCAGCCACGGUGGGAUCUUCCAAACAGGACUUUUGCUCUUCGUCUCCAUCGCGGGGGACUACUUCGCGACUCCAACCGCGGAUCACUUCCUGUGCGUGAUCGAUCUGCUGGGACGAGCCGGGCUGGUGGACGAGGCGGAGGAGGUGGUGAAAACGAUGCCAUUCGAGCCAUGCGUGGUUGCGUGGGUGUCGCUCCUCAGCGCUUGCAAAGUCCAUAACGAUGUGGAGCGCGCGAGAAAGGUAGCGAGCAUUGCCGUGGAAAGCGAGCACGCUGGUCUUCUUGUUCUUCUGGCCAACAUGUAAAUAGACUGAACGAGAGAGAAGAGCCUCGAGCUUGUGAAACAAAAGAAAAAAAAUUCAUUCUCGUCCUUGAUUUUUCUAAUCGCAAGAGCCAGUCAAUCAAUCAUGUAAAUCUGCGCAUGUCCACAUCCACACGACACGACAUUAUUGAUGCCUCCAUUCCAGACACACUGAUUGACAACGCUGGAGAGAGAGCGAGCAAAAGCCCCUGUAGUGCGUGAUCCGUGAGUGAUAGAUACCGAAACUUUCAUAGCUGGAUCAAAUAAUAGAGUGUUGCU
Messenger RNA from Selaginella moellendorffii, 2275 nucleotides. RefSeq names its product pentatricopeptide repeat-containing protein At4g02750-like. Gene Ontology annotation, biological process: RNA modification. The record is from RefSeq and is a predicted model, not a curated record. NCBI's taxonomy places the organism in Eukaryota, Viridiplantae, Streptophyta, Lycopodiopsida, Selaginellales, Selaginellaceae. The coding region runs from base 6 to 2000 and encodes 664 amino acids. The transcript has a single exon. Gene Ontology annotation, molecular function: RNA binding; protein binding.